AAUAUGUCGUUGCGAAAUGCUCUAUUCGUUUAGUGUGGUCGACAGUGUGUCCACUCUAAAUUGUAGCAUAAGCAUAUUUUUUACGUCCAUAGACUUGCACAAAAUAAACUGUACACACGAUUUUUUUCACCCGUAAACGCAAGAAACACACAAUGCCAAUUGUUCGAUUCUGUUAUCUCAUAGCCGUUUAAUGCAGAGAAAUUCCAAGCGUUGAAGUAGUAAUUCAGUAUUAGGGUUCAUUUUACAUCAAAGCUGUUGUGAAUUGAUAAAGGUAUAUGCAUUGAGUUUAAUUAUUUAUUAAUUAUACAGUAUAUAGCGCUGUCGUAAUCGGAAGCGCAAUGUUCACCGGUUAAAAGCAUUCAGCUUCGUUGGGCAGCGAUUAGUUUCUAGCCUAUUCACUAUUCAGGUAAAUAUAUAGUAUAUACAACAUCUAAACUAUCUGAACAGUUAUGGCGAGAAACGUAGAAAUUUGGUACGAUUUGUUUGGAUUUUUCUGCUUCGUGCUCUCUGUUGUUCUGCUGACUGCUGGAUUGUGCGUUCUCCCAUGGCUGACUGCAUGCUUUCCACUGAUCACCCUUAUAUACGAUAGCAUUGGUGAUAUUGCUAUAAUGCAUUUGUACGGGUUAACGCGGGGAUCGAAGUUCGCCAACACCUUGAAAAGGAUGUUGGAAAAAGUUAACACUUCAGAACAGUUUCAAGAGCAGCAACGUGUUAAGAAUGAGGACUUCGACGAAUUCAGAAGGAUAGUAGAAAAGCAAAUGUGCAUUUCUCAAACACUAACGCAGUACUGCAUACAUGGAGACUCAGUGUUUGGCGUGGGGGAUUAUCGGCUAUGUAUUGAUACAAAAGGUAUAAAAUCAACCGAUUUUCGAUUAUAUACUGUAUGUGUAUGGCGUAGGCUAUGCUACGUUUUUCUAUUCGGUGUGUUGUGAACUUGUUACAUACGUUUUAAUAACGUCUGUUUAGUCUCUUCUGGUUGUGCUUGUUAUUUCGUGUUAGAAAGAGAAAACACAAAUGACACUAAAAAAUGACGUGAUAACUUUUAUUUUUUGUCUUUUCACGUUUUUUUAAUCCUGUUUUUUUUUUCACUUAUAUUUCCUUGCUAACUACUCAACGUACCUUUCAGUUUUAUCGCCGUUUGAAAUUCUGACAGCGGCUAUACUCAAAGUAAGUAUCUGCGCAUGCGCGAUAUCCGCGAUUCUGUUAAUAUUGGGAAUAAUAAAACAAAGAACCCGCUUUCGAAUGGCGUCACGAGUUAACGAAUGUUUUGGAUUCGUGGCAGCAGCGACAGCUUUUAUAACAGGCUGUGUGCUGAUGAUUACGGUAUCCCCGUUGGUGGAAGACUCGGCAAAAUACAGUGCUGAUACGACACUAUAUUUCAAUGAAGUUCUAAGUAAACUAAUUCCCGAUUAUGAGCCCAAUUUUAAAGUGAAUUGGAAAAUACACGCCAGAGAUGUAUCAGAGCUGCAAGGAUUAACACGAAGAAUCGUUGAGACAAUUCAAAAGGUCGCGUGUGGUAGUGCUUUUUAUUGCGUAACAGUGUCAACUAUUAUACUUUUCGUCGCAUUUUGUUGUCUAGCUUUAAAAUCUCGGGAUAACAACCCAAACGAACUUGUCACGAGGCCGGAAAUAAAAGAGUGUUGACAUAGAAAUAGGUAUUAUUACGUCAUUGCCGAACCUCGUUUUGUCGCGUACUGUGUAGUUCUUUUUAGUCUUCAAGUUUAAAGGUACAGAACUAUGAGAAGAAAAUGUGUAGUCGGAUGUGGAAAGAUGGGACACAUUUUCAACCUAUUUUCUCGUCCCAGUUUGUAAUAAAUAAAGAACAUUCAAAGAAUU
Messenger RNA from Ciona intestinalis (vase tunicate), 1836 nucleotides. NCBI's taxonomy places the organism in Eukaryota, Metazoa, Chordata, Ascidiacea, Phlebobranchia, Cionidae. The record is from RefSeq and is a predicted model, not a curated record.